AUGCACCAGUACGUCAAGCUGAGUGGGCUGUUCAACAUCGGCGAGGCGCUCUCUUUUCUGCAUCAAAUUUGCGGCAUCUCGGUCAACAACCUGUCCAUUGACUCGGUCUUUGUCUCGCGCAACGACUGCAACGAGUGCUGGAAGCUGGGCUCACUCUACUGGUACAGCUCUCUGGACACUGACUCGGAGGAGUUCUUCCGCCAGCUGAUUGGCUUUCACACCUCCCAUGGAACCAUCAAGACGCUGCCGCCGGAAGAUCGAGAGGUGUCCACACAUUUACUGAUUCGCUCCUCAAAGCUUGUCCACCGACGUGACGCCUACGCAUUCGUCAGUCUAAUCAAUGAGCUGCUGUACGACCCAAAGAAUCCGCCAAAGUUGGCCGAUAUGAUACUCGCCUCUGAGUGUGAAGUUUCUAGUCUCUCCAUGACAAUCAAGUCUUUCGUCGACAACUUUUCCCCCAUUCCAGCCGACCAGCGACCGACCGUUGCUGAACUGCUCAACAACAAACUCUUUGUCAACUGCAUCUUUCUCCAAAUUCGCCAGUUCUUCAUCAACUUUGGCACGCAUAAUGACUACGAAAAGUGCCACUUUUUCGAGACAUUCAUCGAGCGUCUGCGAAUGCUGCCAGACCAACAUUUGAUUGUCAACAUUUUCACCAUGAUUGUCAGCUCAAGGGUCAUCAUGUCCAGCAAGUUUAUCUACAACCAAGUGAUGCCUUACUUUUUAAUACCGUCCAAAUAUGAACAGAAAGGCCAACCAGCCCUCAAUAAUGGUUCGCUAGCUGAAGAAGGGCAAAUGGAGGAAGCGCCAAAUGGUAAUGACGAAAGUGGGCAGUGUGAACCGGUUCGACGGCACUACGCUCAAGAGCAGGCCUUCACGCUGACCAAUGGUCAGGUGGUCACACUGAGUCCAAUCAUCUCCACCUCCAUCUACCGCGAGUACAUCAUUCCACACCUGUCGAACCUGUACUGUGUCCACGAUUACAAGAUUCGCAUGCUCCUUCUGCUCUACCUUCCCCACUACGGACCGCUGAUUGCAAAGACAUGCCUGCGAAAGAUCAUUUUGCCGCAGAUUCUGCUGGGCAUCAAAGACUCCGACAAUGAGCUAGUCUCACUUACCUUCCGCUCGCUGGCCGUACUCGUCGACAACUUUGGCGUCGUCACCGUUCUCGGCGGCUCUAAGCGUCCUCGCAUCUUCAACUCUGGUGUUCCGCGAUCCGAUGUGCGCCUGUCCUCUUCGGACGCCACCAGUCAGCACGACAGUGAGGACAACAGGGACAACCUCUCCACCAUCAGCGCCAAAUCGACCUCCUCAGUGGCGAGCAGUUCGCUCAACUUUCUCGGCUACAAAAUGCCCGCUCACAUGAUCUCUGAGCGAAGCUCGCCGGACGGUGAUGAGAUUGACAGUGCCGGCCACCUCCUCCACUCGUCACUAAUGGCCACUGAUGGACUAUUGCCAGCCUCUGGCGAGCACGUCGGCAGUGCAGCCGCCUCUUCAAAAGCUCUCCUGAGAGCCUCUUCAAACAAUAUCAACUUGAUUGAAGACGACGAAGAGUGGCCAGAGUGGGACAACGGCCACUCCUCCUCAUCAAAUGGCUUUGAGACUGCUGUCGAGAGUCUGGAGAGCUCAGAGGCGAACCAAUCCAUCAGUGGCGACACUGGUCCAGUUACCCCCACCAACACUGCUGACAAGCGUUUGCCAACUGUUAAGCCUGAGAGCAGCAAGGCUAUAGCAGCCCUGACCAAAAAGAUGCAGACAUUUGACAUCAAGGAGAUUGAUUUCAAGCAAGUCGAACACAAGGAAAUUGACAAUCUUUUUCUCGACAUGGAGCCAGUGUUUGACUUUCGACAGAGCAAAUUGGAAGUUGCUCAGCAGCAGACAGUGUCAAGCAAGCGGACCGAGUCCCCAGUUGCCAGAGCAAAUCUCAACUUGUUUGAGCUCAAGCUUGAUGCUCAGAUGCUGACUGAUGCCGACGAUUUGGAGAACAGCAGUGGUGGCUGGAAUGAUGAGGACACACUUGAGGGAGAACUGGGCACUGAAGAGGAUGAGAAUCAAGGCCAGUCACUAGGUGAAGGCGAUGAGAAG
Messenger RNA from Rhagoletis zephyria (snowberry fruit fly), 2085 nucleotides. Lineage: Eukaryota; Metazoa; Arthropoda; Insecta; Diptera; Tephritidae. The record is from RefSeq and is a predicted model, not a curated record.